This is a messenger RNA of Aspergillus heteromorphus CBS 117.55, 2156 nucleotides long. RefSeq lists its product as uncharacterized. The transcript is spliced from 3 exons. Lineage: Eukaryota; Fungi; Ascomycota; Eurotiomycetes; Eurotiales; Aspergillaceae. The record is from RefSeq and is a predicted model, not a curated record. Bases 177 to 1886 code for a protein of 569 amino acids.
GUCUGCUGCAUGAAACCCCACUUGCACCAAUUUACUUUUUUCUAUGUUGAUCAUCGACAAGCAAUCCAUUCCUUUCUAGAACACCUUGAACUUGAAGAAGCACCCACCUCACGCCGUGCACCCUAGAUACUAUCUACUACUACGCAGUACACACAUCUUUUGUACCCACAAAAAGCAUGUGGGGGAAAAUCUCCUUUCAUCGAUCGCGAAAGCCGGUCAUCGGCACGCCCACGCUGAUCGACAAGAGCUUGGAUGAUGAGGUCUAUCGCUCUCUGUCUUCCGCUCCUGGCGGCAUAAAUAGCGAAAAACAUUCCCGAGCCCAACCGGCUAUCGCACGCAACCCUGCGGACUCGCUCCUUCCUGCGCAACGCCCGGACUCGAGUCGUCGAGCCGUUUCCUCCUCCCAUGCCCUGGACAUCCCGACUGGUGAUCCGCUUCACCAGCGCUCCGUCAGCCUGACACAUAACGCGCCCCAGGAUCCGGCCUCCCUCAGUCUCAGUCACGACCUCGACCGACCCGAAAGUGUGGGCAUUUCGCCUCCCGACUCCCCCAUUUCCUUCAGCCACCCGCCCCUCAGUCGCGGGAGCUCCCGCGUUUCACCGAUAGAGGACGAACCCAGGGAGGAUCUAAGCGCGGACAUGGAGAACAAGGAGAACAGCAAGUUUGCCAGCCAUUUGCCGGUGCGCAAACGUGCCGGUUCGCAGGCAGACCGUCUACAGACACCCAAGCCAAUCUCGAGAGGCCAUGCGACCGGGUGGGACGACUUUUCGGGCAGCCCGUCAUCUGGCGGCCACUUAGCCCCUGGAGGGGUUUCUUUCCGCACCGAGAUCUCGGCAAACCCCCCAUCGACCCAAGGUUCGAAUAUCUUUGGCUGGGGCAAGCAAAAGAAACCAUCGGAACCACGCACACGGCCAUCGAGGGUCGACAAUACGUUCUCGCCCGCUUUGCGCGAGCCCUGGAAAGGAGCUAGCGGGCGGUCUCCAAUAGUGACUCCUAUCCAAGAAAAGCCGGGAGCUAAGCCGUUGGCACGGGUUCACAUGUCCAGAAGCAAUGACCGAUUGAGAGACCACCGAACAGAUAGCCCGACCCCCGAUUUCGUUCCGCACGCGGUUGUUCCGACCGUCGUAACCACCAUCACGGCGGGUGAGCCCAAGUCGAAGGGGCCGGAGAAGGACAAACCGGCUUUUGGCAAAGAGCAUUAUCGAACACGAACAUCCGAGGAACGCGCUCCGACCCCCAGCAUCAGCAGCAUUGCACCACCUCGUGUUGACCUUCCGGAGCCUGAUUGGGAGUCCUCAUUGGUGGACUUGAGGCUGACCACGGAUGAGUUGGCCGAAGAGCCCGCGAGUCGCUUCAGUGCAACCACGUACGAGCCUACAGAGACGGGCAGCUCCAUAGGAAGUGCGCGCGUUAGCUUGGACGGUGCGUCCCAGUCCACCGACAAUUUUGCAUCGAUCAUGUCUCGGAAGCGUCCGGUGCCCAGCGCGAUUGCUCCGGGGAAAAAGCCCACGCGGAAGCCCACUCCGUCUCAGGCCCUGGGAGAUGCCGAGGCUCCCAAGGAGCCCGAUCAAGUCACGCCAGAGCAGCAGAUCCAAGGUCGCAUCGAUGCGCUGGAGGCACGCAAGGACACGCUUGCGCGCCGCAAGACGAACAUCAAUACGAUUAUCUAUGAGCUGACUCAGGCGAUCCAACCGAGCUCCAUUGCUUACGACAUGGCUGCCAAGGACGAGGUCAAGCGGACGGUUGCCAGUCUCGAAACAGAGCUGGCUGAGAUCAAGAGAGAAGAGCACGAAAUUGGCCUCAAGCUGUUCAGGGCCUGGAAGAAGCGCGACGACAUUGGUGGCUACGGAGGCUCCAGCCUAUGGGUCAAGCGAGUCACCAGUUGAACGUCAGCGCUGCUUCUUAACUUUAUUUGGGUAUCCCUCCAUCCGUCCGUUCAUUGUUGUUUUGUUUAUUUGCAUCAUCCUUGGCCAAAACGUCCUGCCGCUGGAUAGCUGGUUGGGGCGUGUUUUUUCAGCGUUGCAAAUACCCUUGCGCAGCAUACAGCCGGUUCAUGUCUACUUCUUUCUUUCUGGUCAUACUGGUAAGGCGUCUGUCUGUCUUUCUCUCUGACUGUGCUGUGCACAGUGAUACCCUUUCCGCUUGUUGGGAGGCUA